Molecule: messenger RNA, 6591 nt
Organism: Cyprinodon variegatus (sheepshead minnow)
Lineage: Eukaryota; Metazoa; Chordata; Actinopteri; Cyprinodontiformes; Cyprinodontidae
Exons: 3
Biological process (GO): canonical NF-kappaB signal transduction; defense response to virus; positive regulation of interleukin-6 production
Cellular component (GO): plasma membrane
Molecular function (GO): pattern recognition receptor activity; protein binding
Source: RefSeq, a predicted model, not a curated record
AUGUGUCUCAUGAAAUCCCCUGUUUUUGUACAGAUUUGUGCAGCCCUGCUGGGCUUAGGCUCAUAUUACGUGGAAACAACAGGGAACAUCUCUUACCCAAAAACUCUACCGUGCGAUGUUAGCGAGGUCGACAAUGGGACUGCGGUGAAAGUGGAUUGCACUGAAAGGUAUCUCAAGGAAGUUCCCAUCGCCAUCCCAGGAGAGACUACCAAUCUGACUCUCACCAUCAACCAUAUUCCAAACUUGAACUCGACCUCCUUUCAGGGUCUUGACAACCUAACAGAAAUUGACAUGAGGUGCAACUGUGUACCCAUCAAAAUCGGCCCAAAGGACAACAUGUGCACAAAGAGUUUGACAAUUAAGGAGGAUACCUUUACUGCACUAAGGAAUUUGCGAGCACUCUAUCUAGAUGGGAAUCAACUUGACAACAUUCCUAGAGGCUUGCCAUCAAAUCUUGUCCUAUUGAGUUUGGAAGUAAAUCAUAUUUUCCACAUUUCUAAGGAAAAUCUUUCUGAGAUCCAACAUGUUCAGGUACUUUACUUGGGACAAAACUGCUAUUAUCGCAACCCCUGUAAUGUUUCUUACUAUAUAGAAGACGGUUCAUUCUCAAAAAUGGAAAACUUAUCAAUAUUGUCUCUUAAGUCAAACAACUUAUCCUUUAUUCCACAUAGAUUGCCUGCAAGUCUAAAAGAGUUAUAUCUAUACAAUAACAACAUUCAAAAGAUCUCUGAUCAGGAUUUUGAAAACUUGACAAACCUUGAGAUUUUAGAUAUUAGUGGAAAUUGUCCACGGUGUUACAACGCCCCUUUUCCAUGCACCCCGUGCCCAAACAACAGUCCACUACAAAUCAGUAAGGGAGCUUUUAAAUUGUUGACAAAACUGAAAACAUUACGUUUGCACAGUAACUCCCUGACAUCCGUGCUGCCUGAAUGGUUUACUAGUACAAAGGAUUUGAGAGUGCUUGACCUCUCAUCAAACUUUUUAGCCAGAGAUAUUGGAUCCACCACCUUUCCUCUGUCCUUGGGCAAGCUAGAAGAAUUGGACCUGUCUUUUAACUACGAGCUCCAGAGGUAUCCUGAAACUCUGAGACUGAGCGACAGUUUUGCCUCCCUCAAGUCUCUCAAAAUUCUCAGGAUAAAAGGCUAUGUGUUUCAGCAACUAAAGCCAGAGAGCAUCGCUCCUUUAAAACCUCUACUAAAUCUAGAGGUUGUAGAUCUUGGCACGAACUUUAUCAAAAUGGCUAACCUCAGCAUUCUGAUGGAGUUAAAAAGCUUUCAAAUAAUCAGCUUAUCUGAUAACAAAAUAUCUUCCCCUUCUGAUUCUCAAAAUGUGUUUAGUUUUAAUGGUGGUGAGCCCAUGCAAUGGUCCCCCAUGUCAGCUGCUGAUCAGUUCAAAAACAAGGAAGUGAGAGAGAUUCAUUACUUCAGAUAUGAUGAAUAUGCUCGCAGCUGUAAAUAUAAAGAUAAGGAACUUGGAAUCGUUACUUUAUUUGUCAAGAAGGAAUGCAGCAAGUUCGGCAAAACAUUAGAUGUGAGCAGAAACAACAUAUUUUUUUUGCAUUCAAGGUUUUUAAAUCUUAAGGAGUUAAGGUGCCUCAAUCUAUCUGGAAAUGCAAUGAGCCAAAGCCUGAAUGGAACUGAGUUUAGCAAUCUGACAAAUUUGCAGUACCUGGACUUCUCAUCAAAUCGGCUGGACCUACUUUACUUCACUGCAUUCAAAGAGCUAAAAAAUCUAGUCAUAUUGGAUAUAAGUAAAAAUAAUCAUUACUUUGAGUCAGAGGGGUUGACUCAUAUGCUCAAUUUUACUAAGAAUUUACCAAAACUCAAAAUACUCUUGAUGAAUCACAAUAAGAUUUCUACUUCCACCAACACAGAAAUGGAAAGUGAAUCUUUAGAGAGGUUAGAGUUCAGAGGAAAUAGGCUGGAUAUGCUAUGGAGAGAUGGAGACACAAGGUACAUCAACUACUUCAAAAAGUUGGUUAAUCUGAGAGUGCUUGACAUCUCUUCAAACAACCUUCGAUCAGUUCAACGAGAAGUCUUCAGAGGAUUGCCAGACAAGCUUUCUGAUCUCUACAUUAAAAAGAACAAAUUGUCCUUUUUUGCAUGGGGGGAACUCCAACUUUUGCACGAUCUAAAAGUAUUAGACCUCAGUGGAAAUUACCUUACCUCUGUGCCAAGAAUGCUGUCAAACUGUACCUCAUCACUUGAGAAACUUAUUUUACAUGACAACAAAAUCAAAAAACUUACACCCAAUUUCCUCCAAGAUGCUUUUAAUUUAAAAUAUCUGGAUCUUAGCUAUAAUCUUAUAAGGUACAUUGAGCAAUCCAGCUUCCAUGAUGAAGUCAUUAAGCAAAUGGACAUGUUGCUUCUGCACAAAAACAAUUAUAUGUGCACAUGUAAUGCCUCGUGGUUCAUCACUUGGCUAAACAAGACUAACGUAACCAUCCCCCGCCUGGGAAUAGAUGUUAGCUGUGCUUCUCCUGGAGUACAGAAAGGUCAUCUUGUGGUCUCAGUGGACCUACAGGCCUGCCAGCACUCCCUCAUGUCAAUCAUCCUUUACACUCUCAUGACCUCCCUACUGCUUGGCUUUCUUACUCUGUCCAUCUCUAGUCAUCUCUUCCUAUGGGAUGUCUGGUACAUUUAUCACUUCUGCAGGGCCAAGCUCAAGGGUUAUUUACGCCUGCAUUCUCAAAGUGAAGUCUACGAUGCCUUUGUGAUGUAUGACAAAAAUGAUCCUGCAGUAUCAGAGUGGGUGAUGAAGGAGAUGUGCCCUCAUUUAGAGGAACACGGAGACCACCGAUUGACCCUGUGUUUGGAGGAGCGAGACUGGGUCCCUGGUUGUCCACUGAUUGACAACCUCUCGCAGAGCAUCCACAAGAGCAAAAGAACUGUAUUCAUUCUGACAAAACAAUAUAUCAAAGAGGGUCAUUUUAGGACAGCAUUCUACAUGGCCCAUCAAAGACUAAUGGAUGAAAAAAAUGAUGUCAUCAUUUUGAUUUUUUUACAAAAGGUGUCUUGCAAUUCAAGGUAUCUCCGCUUACGAAAAAGACUGUACAAGCGGUCUGUGCUCGAGUGGCCAACAAACCCUCAGGCACAACCAUACUUCUGGUUCAGACUCAGGAGUGUAUUAGCUACUGAGAGCCACAAACAUUAUAGUAAUCUCUUCAAAGAAAUUAUUCUUGUAGGUAUCAUUGACAGAUACCUUUUAGAUCUGAAAGAUUUUAAUGUGCUAGAUUUAGAUGCUCAAGGAUUUUGUGUGCGUUGUGGGUUUAAUCUAGCAUGUACAAUGACAGCAAAGUGCUGGAUUCAUCUUUUUCUCAUUGGUCUAUACUGCAAUCUGGAGAUCCAACCUUCUGUCUGCAAAACUCGCUGGAGAGCAAAGUUCCUGUGUGAUGUGAUGGAGCCUAAUAUUUCUUCAGUCCGAUUUGACUGUAGUGCUCGAGCUCUAGAGAAGGUACCUAAAGGGAUAACUAACAAUGUUACUGCCCUUGAUUUAUCGGAAAAUUCCUUGAAGACAAUUAAAGCUGACGCAUUUUCAGGUCUGCUGAAUCUGACUUGGCUUAAUCUCAACUGUGCAAACCUGAAGAAGAAAGUGAUCUUUAAGGCAAAUCUCAAGAGCCUAACAAAACUGCAUGAGUUGAGGUUGGCUGGUAAUGGUUUUGAUGAAAUUCCAAACAACCUCCCUGAAAGUGUGGAAAUCCUUGAGCUGAAAAACAACAACAUCACAUUUCUGAGAGACAGGAGCUUUGCUGGUUUACCAAACCUGAAACAACUCUGGUUAUCUAAUAACUGCUACUACUGGAAUCCAUGUGGAAAAUAUUUUAACAUCUCAGAAAACUGUUUUACCCACAUGUCCAAACUGCAAGAUCUGGAUCUGUCUUAUAACAACUUAAGCCAUGUUCCAAAAGGCCUACCGGAGUCUUUGACAAUGCUUAAUGUGAGUUGUAACAGAAUACAGCACAUAUCAAAGGAAGAAUUGUUUGGUUUAAACCAGUUGAAACUCCUUAAAAUACAAGGAAACUGCCCCAGAUGUGAAAAUGCUCCUUUUCCAUGUAUACCCUGCCCUAAACGUUCACUUCAAAUUGACCCUGAUGCAUUUGAAAAUCUGUCACAACUUGAGGAACUCAACAUGGGAGGAAACUCUCUGGAAUAUCUGAAUCCAUUGUGGUUUAAGAACCUAAGGAAGCUGAAACAUCUGCUCCUUUCAUUUAACUUUUUACUCAGUGAAUUUACUGAAAAGGCUGAAUUCCUGCAAUACCUCCCAAGGCUCAAAGUUAUCGAUAUUUCUUUCAAUUAUGCUUUAAAACAUUAUCCUAAAACCAUUAAUCUUUCAAAUGAGUUUUCAAAACUUCAUUCAUUAAGAACCUUGCAUAUGGAGGGGUUGGUCUUCCAGAACAUUGAACCAGACACACUCAAGAGUCUCUAUGGACUUAAAAAUCUAUCAGCCCUGAAUUUGGGGACUAACUUUAUUAUUUGCUGUAAUUCAACUGUAUUCAGGAAGUUUAAUUUCUUGAAAGUAAUUUACAUGGCAGAAAACAGGCUCAGUCCUACUCCAAAUAUAAAUCCUUCCAGCUCAGAAAAUGGAUACACUCAACAAGCCGAUUUUUCGAUUUCUUCAUUUAUAAAACUUCCGCCUAAAGACCCUGUAUUUGAGUUAUCUCAUGGUCUUAUAAAGCAACAGUGUUUUAAUUCUGGACGAGUUCUAAUUCUUAGUUCAAAUAAUUUGUUCUUCAUUUCUCAAAAGCAGUUUGAAGGUUAUGGGGAUAUCGCCUGUCUGAAUCUAUCAGGGAAUGGAUUCUCUGCAGCACUUAAUGGCACAGAGUUCUCAUUACUGCCUAAUUUGACCUACUUGGACUUGUCCUUCAAUAAAAUCAAUCUAGCUUAUGAUUAUGCUUUUCAGGAACUGAAGAAAUUACAGGUAUUAGACCUCAGUUGGAAUUCCCACUAUUUUAUGGCAUAUGGAAUAACUAAAAAUUUACAUUUCCUAAAAAACCUACCUGUCCUGAGGGUACUUAAUAUGAGCCAUAAUUCAAUUUCAACAUUAACAACCAAACAGAUGCACAGCAGUUCUUUAGCAGAACUACAGUUUACACACAACAAGCUUGGAACUCUUUGGAAAGAAGGAGAGGACUCCUAUAAGACUCUUUUUACCAACCUAAAGAAUUUGACAGUUCUAGAUAUAUCCUGGAACAAUAUUAAACAUAUUCCUCUCGAUGUUUAUGAAAAGCUUCCUCGGAACCUGACAGAACUACGCAUCAGUCACAACAAAAUGACAGAUUUUUUAUGGGACAGUCUAUCUUACUUCCCUCACCUUAGAAUUUUAGACCUGAGCCACAAUUCCUUGUCCAAUAUAGCCGGUGUUAAAAAAGCAACUAGCCUCUCUUUGACUGUUCUUGAUCUGACUAACAAUCUCAUUUUUCACUUGGGAAAGUCAUUCUUCAGUGGCAUUAAAACCCUUGAGACUCUGAGCCUCAGCUCCAACAAACUAAAUAUCAUCAAUCAGUCCACCUUCCAACCAAAACCUGAGAAUCUUAAGACUUUGUUUUUGCAGAGAAACCCAUUUCAAUGUACAUGUGAUUCUUUGGAUUUCAUCGUAUGGAUUGGAAAAAGAGAGGUAAAGAUUCCAAGACUGACAACUGAUGUAAGAUGUGAAACACCAGAAAAGGACAGGAACCAACCACUGAUAUACUUUAAUAUUGACCAAUGUGUAAAUGACGAUGAGGCCUUCAGAAUGUACAUUCUCACAACCUUCUUCCUUAUUGUCUUUAUGUUUGUGGCAACAGUUGCUCACAUGUUCUACUGGGAUGCUACCUAUGUCAUGCACUAUAUCAAGGCUAAACUGAAGGGAUACAGAUCAUUGUACUCACAGGAAAAUAUUUAUGAUGUCUUUGUAACCUAUGACACCAAAGAUCCAUGUGUAUCUGAUUGGGUAAUGAUGAAUCUACGAGUGAAAUUAGAAGAGGAGGGAGAGAAACUUCUUCCGUUGUGCUUGGAGGAGAGGGACUGGCUCCCAGGAGUGCCUCUAGUGGAUAACCUAACACAGAGCAUCAGAAAUAGUCGCAAAACAGUGUUUGUCCUGACAAAGGGCUAUGUUAAGACUGGGGUGUUCAAACUGGCAUUGUAUCUGGCCCACCAGAGACUGCUUGAUGAAAAUAUGGAUGUGAUUGUGUUGCUGAUGCUGGAACCUGUCCUGCAGCAUUCUCACUUCCUGCGCCUAAGAAGGAGGCUGUGUGAGAAAAGUGUUGUGGAGUGGCCCAGAACAGCAGCUGCUGAACCUUGGUUCUGGCAAAACCUAAGAAAUGUUUUAAGAGUAGACAAUCGUAUAAUAUACAACAAGGCUUAUACAAAAGUCUUCAGCAUGAAAUAACAAGGAAGACAACACAAGCACAUUGGAAGUGUUUGGGCUAUUAAAGCAAUUUCAUUGCAAUAGCUGUUUUACCAUAGGUAUAAAGGUUAUGGUUCAAACAUAUUCUUUAUGUUUUUGUUAAGCAUUUCAUGGUGAAUGAAGAGCGCUGUAAAAAUAAAACUUCCCUUGUCAAGAUGGUUUAUUGUUAUGAACACACUUCCCUGGUUCCAUUACCAUGGUAUUCUA